Molecule: messenger RNA, 648 nt
Organism: Talaromyces proteolyticus
Lineage: Eukaryota; Fungi; Ascomycota; Eurotiomycetes; Eurotiales; Trichocomaceae
Exons: 2
Coding region: 1-648 (215 amino acids)
Source: RefSeq, a predicted model, not a curated record
AUGUUCUGGUGGAAUUCCCUUCAAGGCGCUCAAUGGCACUCUACUUUUGUAUUUGUUUUUGGCCAGCAAGCAGAUUUCAAUUCAUCCUGCGAGAGUGUCACUGCGCUGCAGCACUUUGCCCGCACGGUGGCUACGAGCUAUGACUCGGAUUACCAUUCAAGCUUAUUGCGACCUAUUAACUAUUUACAGAAACUCCCUCGCGUUUUUUCAAAAACCACCGACCAAUCAUGUGAGUGCGGCGGAAACUUUGAAGGAGUAGUCGGCAGGGUCGAAAGUGUGCCUCUCGAUGUCGAUGAGGUCUUUGUUUUUUCUGGGUCUUUCCAAGAGAAUGAAGGAAGUCUCUGGAACUUCAAGCUUGACAGCAAAGUUUUUACGUCCGGAGAAACUGAGCACAUCAGCAAUCAAGAAAAGGGGGCAGCCUCUGUAAUCAGCAAAGAGGACGGCGAUGAAAAUAUGAACGAAUACAUGCCCAGGAACCCAGAGAUCUUGACGGAUAAUCACACGGAACACGAUUCCCAUACACGGAGUGCGAAAGAACCAAUUAGAAACAAAGGUAUCGCCGAUGGCCGUCACAAGAAGAGCAAGAAGAAGGACAAAAGUGAUCUGAAGGAAAAGAAUGAAGAAGACAAGAAGCCUAUGCUGAUAUAG